UCGCCUCUUCCUGCCGGGCGGUCCUCUCCCCUCCUCAGCCCGCUCCCUCCGCCCCGCUCCCUCCGCCCUCCCUGGGCUUCGGCGGCAGCGGAGUGAACGGGACGGGCCCGGCCGCAGAGCUCGGGUCGGCGGGUGGGACUAGGACGACUGACAGAGUUGUUGUUCCGGCAGCGGCCGCGGAGACGUGAGCUUUGUCAGGUGGAUGUGGGAAGAGACGUUUGCAGAAGUGAAAUGGAGGUCAGAGCUUCAUUACAGAAGGUUAGUGGGUCAUCUGAUUCUGUGGCCACAGAGAACAGUGAAGAAUUUGUUUUGGUUCCUCAGCAUGCAGAUGAUACUUCUACAAAGGAUGAUGGAAAGCCACGGCUGAAGAUAGCUUCCAAUGGUGAUGAACAGUUGGAAAAAGCCAUGGCAGAGAUUUUGAGAGAUUCUGAGAAAGGACAAAGCAGCCUACUUGUUGAUUGUCAGGGUUCCAGUGAGAUUUCAGACUACUCCUUUGGAGAUGUUCCAGCCGGUCAAACAAAUAAGCCAUCUCUUCAGUUAGUUUUGGAUCCAUCCAAUACAGAAAUUUCCAAACCCAGACCGUCUUCUCCCAGUGAACUUCCUGAAGAAGACAGUGUCCUAUUUAACAAAUUGACCUACUUAGGAUUUAUGAAAGUUUCUUCCCCACGUAGCGAAGUAGAGGCUUUACGGGCAAUGGCAACCAUGAGAGCUUCCAGUCAGUACCCCUUUGCUGUUACACUGUAUGUGCCCAAUGUUCCAGAAGGUUCUGUGAGAAUCAUAGACCAGUCAAGCAAUGUGGAGAUAGCAUCUUUCCCAAUUUAUAAGGUGCUAUUCUGUGCACGUGGGCAUGAUGGGACAAUGGAGAGCAACUGCUUUGCAUUUACAGAGAGUUCUCAUGGUUCAGAGGACUUUCAGAUACAUGUUUUCUCCUGUGAAAUUAAAGAGGCAGUAAGCAGAAUUUUAUAUAGUUUCUGUACUGCAUUCAAACGUUCUUCCAGACAAGUGUCUGAUGUUAAAGAUUCAAUCAUCCCGACCCCGGACAGUGAUGUAUUUACCUUUAGUGUCUCCUUGGAGGUAAAAGAAGAUGAUGGAAAAGGAAACUUUAGUCCUGUGCCUAAGGAUAGAGAUAAAUUUUAUUUCAAAAUAAAGCAAGGAGUAGAGAAGAAGGUUGUGAUUACAGUUCAGCAACUUUCUAACAAAGAAUUAGCUAUUGAGAGAUGUUUUGGGAUGUUACUAAGUCCAGGUCGAAACGUGAAGAACAGUGACAUGCAUUUACUGGAUAUGGAAUCCAUGGGAAAGAGCUACGAUGGUAGAGCUUAUGUCAUCACAGGCAUGUGGAACCCCAAUGCACCAAUAUUUCUGGCACUUAAUGAAGAAACUCCGAAAGAUAAACGGGUGUACAUGACUGUGGCAGUGGAUAUGGUAGUCACAGAGGUGGUGGAACCAGUUCGCUUUCUCCUGGAGACAGUAGUUCGUGUAUAUCCUGCAAAUGAAAGAUUUUGGUAUUUUAGCAGAAAGACUUUUACAGAGACUUUCUUCAUGAGGUUGAAGCAGUCUGAGGGAAAAGGCCAUAGCAGUGCUGGAGAUGCAAUAUAUGAAGUGGUGAGUCUUCACAGAGAGUCUGACAAAGAAGAGCCAGUCACUCCUACUAGUGGAGGGGGGCCAAUGUCACCCCAGGAGGAUGAAGCAGAAGAGGAGAGUGAUAAUGAACUCUCAAGUGGAACAGGUGAUGUGUCAAAAGACUGUCCUGAGAAGAUCCUCUAUUCUUGGGGAGAAUUGUUAGGAAGAUGGCACAGUAACCUUGGUACCCGACCAAAAGGGCUACACACUUUGGUAAAGAGUGGUGUUCCUGAGGCAUUAAGGGCAGAAGUAUGGCAGCUAUUAGCAGAAUGCCAUGACAACCAGGCAAUGCUGGAUAGUUACCGAAUUCUUAUCACAAAGGACUCUGCACAGGAGAGUGUAAUUACUCGAGAUAUCCAUCGUACAUUUCCCGCUCAUGAUUACUUCAAAGACACUGGAGGAGACGGACAGGAAUCUCUCUAUAAGAUCUGCAAGGCCUACUCUGUGUUUGAUGAAGACAUUGGGUACUGUCAAGGACAGUCUUUUCUUGCUGCUGUAUUGUUGUUGCAUAUGCCAGAAGAGCAAGCAUUCUGUGUCUUGGUGAAAAUCAUGGAUAAGUAUGGUUUACGAGAUCUAUAUAAAAACAAUUUUGAAGAUCUCCAUUGCAAAUUUUAUCAACUUGAGAAACUAAUGCAGGAACAACUGCCAGACCUGUACAACCAUUUUUGUGAUCUGAACCUAGAAGCUCAUAUGUACGCAUCCCAGUGGUUCCUCACACUUUUUACUGCCAAGUUUCCUCUCUGCAUGGUGUUCCACAUCAUUGACCUACUGCUGUGUGAGGGUUUGAACAUAAUCUUUCAUGUAGCCUUGGCUCUCCUAAAGACCUCAAAAGAAGACCUCCUGCAGGCUGAUUUCGAAGGCGCUUUGAAGUUCUUCAGAGUUCAGCUUCCAAAGAGGUACCGGGCAGAGGAGAAUGCAAGAAGAUUGAUGGAGCAGGCUUGCAAUAUUAAAGUACCAACCAAAAAGCUGAAGAAAUAUGAAAAAGAGUAUCAGGCAAUGCGGGAGAAUCAGCUGCAACAGGAAGACCCAAUGGAUAGAUACAAGAGGGAGAACCGAAGAUUGCAGGAAGCCAGCAUGAGGUUGGAACAAGAGAAUGACGACCUUGCCCAUGAACUAGUGACAAGCAAAAUUGCUCUGCGGAAUGACUUGGAUCAGGCAGAGGACAAGGCAGACGUGCUGAAUAAGGAGCUCCUCUUGACCAAGCAGAGGUUGGUGGAGACUGAGGAAGAGAAGAGGAAGCAGGAGGAGGAGACUGCCCAGCUAAAAGAAGUCUUCAGGAAGCAGCUAGAAAAGGCAGAAUAUGAGAUAAAGAAGACUACAGCUAUCAUUGCUGAAUAUAAACAGAUAUGUUCUCAGUUAAGUACCAGGCUGGAAAAACAGCAAGCAGCCAGCAAGGAGGAGCUAGAAGCAGUAAAGGGUAAGAUGAUGGCAUGUAAACACUGCAGUGACAUUUUCAGCAAGGAAGGAACGUUAAAACCAGCCUCUGUAAGUGGAGAGGACCAGGGAAUUGAAGCCGAUGAUGAGAAGGACUCGCUGAAGAAGCAGCUGAGGGAGAUGGAGCUGGAACUGGCGCAGACUAAGCUGCAACUGGUGGAAGCCAAGUGCAAAAUUCAGGAACUAGAGCAUCAGAGAGGAGCACUUAUGAAUGAAAUACAAGCUGCAAAAAACUCUUGGUUUAGCAAAACCCUGAACUCUAUCAAAACAGCCACGGGCACCCAGCCCCUACAGCCACCACAGGCUCCUCAGCCACCCAAGGAGAGCACAUAGCUCCAGCCUCAGCUGAGCACAAGAGCACAAUGGUCAAAACAACAGAAACCAAGAAUUCUUCCUGUUGUCCCUUUGAAAGAAAGUAAAGGAGACCAGAAAGCAAGUUAGAAUCUGUAGUAACUCUGUCUUUCGUGUAUGACAUUUUUCAAAGGGAUGAUAUUUAAACUGACCUGAUUUAUGUUGAAUAUCUAUUUCUCAGCUUCUUCAUGGAAAGCCACAUUCACAUCCAUCAUAGUAUUACACAUUGUUUUAUAUGCCUGGAAUUUAGUUGGAAGUAAGUAAUCUAGAACUAAAUGCUUUUGUUUAGAAUUAAUUAUUCAUAAUUUUUUAAAUCUCACAUAAAAAUGGAGACAUGUUAUUCCAAGGUUAAAAAUGGUAAGAUCUUUGUUACGGAAUUCUGUUUUUCAAGGGAAACCUAACUUCUCUAACGUUCCAGGAUUAUUCAGAUAAAGCACAGUGUGGGACUGUACAUGACCACUGAUAGUGACUUCCAGAGUAGUGCUACUCUGAAAAGAACAGACCAGGGGUUGGCUUGAAAGUUCCCCCAAAUUAUUUUGAGUUGGCUACCUUUGGAAAUAGAGUGCCAAGCUGGAGUAGAUGGGCUACUGCACUCUAGGUAAAUAGAGACUCAGUAAAUGUGCAAUACAGCCGUUUGGCUCUGGCAUUCUAGCAGGCCCUUUUAAGGACUCCACAUGGGGCUCAUUCUCCUGAUGUGCCUUUGUAUGAACAUAGAGGUGACUUGUGGCAAAUAUAACCUCAAAGAUGGAUACUGUAAGUUGCAGACUUAGGGACUCAACAUUGGAGAAGUCUAAAAAAGGUUCAUGUUAGUCAUUGUACUUUAGUAGAAUAGUACUGAACCAUUGGAUGCUGACAAACUCGCUAAGGCAAACACUGACAUUCUGUACUUUACUAAAGGCUGGGAUAUUGCCAAGAAGUUAAAGGGAGCUUCCUAGCAUGUUAAUGUUGGGCAACUUUUCUAACUUUUCCCUAAUAACCCUAAAAUGGUGUGCCCUGCACACUUGGGAAUAAAGAAAAAUAAGUGCAUUUUUCACAAUUUUGAUUGACUAAAUCUUUAUAGAAAUACUUAACUCAUGGAAAGAUAAGGUUACUGUUUAAAAAAAUUGGUGCAAAUAUUUUUUCAAUUAUAUAUGACAUGCCUGUAUAAAUAGCCCUUACAAGAAAUUCUUUGGUAAGAACAAACUAAUUUUUCUGUUUUCUAAGCUAUUAGGGAGGUCUCUGGUCCCUUUACAACAAGCAAAAUACUGUAGGUCAUGUACAGUAACAUUCAUAUUCAUCUUUGGCUUCAUUGUUAAGCAUACUGUUUUCAGACUAUCUCAAACUGUGUAGUACCAGAGCGGUUCUCCUCUGUGCCAUAUGUUGUAAUUGUAAUACACACCCGAGAGGUAAACCGCAGAUGGAACCCCACCACCACCACCUUCAAGUUGCUCGUGAUAGACCCUUUCUUCUAAAAUCAUUUUUGAGUUCUAGUAAGUAAAAUUUCUUUAAUAUCUAAAUGUCUCUAUCACCAACAGGCCAUGAAACUGAUAUGGUUGAUAUGUUACACUUAUUAAACAAUAACUCCCUUAUAGAAAUUUCUGUUUUAGUUCUGGUGUCUUUCAUCAGAAGAUUGAUUUCUUUUUACCAAAAGACAAUAACCCAGCACUCCAGAUUAUGUCUGUUGACAUAAUAUUUCCUGCUUAGUGGUUUAAAUAAGCUAUUUUUUCUAUAAAAUGUAAUGGCUAGAACAUUACCUCAUUUCUAUCAAUCACUUAGUGCAGUCAGUUAACUUUAUUGGUACUGUGCACUUUGACUCCGGAAAGCCCUGGAACAGUCGCUUUUUCAAAUGGCCAACUAAAUUCAGAUGAACCUUUGUGAACCUCUUAUUCCAUCCACACAGCUCUUCUAACCUCUGAAAAUAAAUACAUUCCACAGAAUACCUAAGUUGCAUAAUUUUCAUAAAUGGUAAAUAAGAUAAACAGAAUGGCGCUAAAGCAAGAAUCUUUUCAGGUUCAUGGCCCCCUUUUCUGUUUAAACAAAAUCACUAGGAGCAUAUAUUUUAAGAGUUAUCUUUGAGUUUUCAUCUAGCUCUUACAAAAGACAUAAUGGCAAUACAUAAUCUUUUUUGUUCUCCAGUACCAUAUGAUACUUGGACAGGAAUAUUGGUAUUUUGGUAUUAUGUUUAAACUGCCCUGCAUUAUAGCAUCUUUGCAUUAGUAGCAGCAGUAAAGAUUGGAAAGAAAAUUCAAAAGGUAAUAUGUGAUUUCUUAUUCAUUAUUUCACCAUAGCAGCACCCCAAACUAUACAUUCCUUACUAUUGCUUGAGAACUCCAGAAUACAAACAUAAAGCAAAUGUUCAUCAUAAUUUCACUUACUAUUUUAUAUAUUUGACAAUUACAACUUUUUUUUUUCUUGAGACAGGUUCCAGUUAUGUAAUCUAAGCUAGCCUUGAACUUAGAACCUUCCUACUUCAGCCUUCCAAAUGCUGAGAUUAUAGGCAGGUACCAUAACAGCCAAAAUUAGUCUCUUGAAUUCCUUAUAGAAAAAAAUAAACCAGCCAAUUACCCAAGAAAUUUUCAAACAUGGUACUUUCUUUCAUCCUUUCCUAAUAUUUACAUUAUCAUGAGCACUCCUAAAGUGCUAAUAUUUGCAGCAUCUGGGAAUGAUCAUUUCUCUUCUCAUUGCAUUCUGCAGAAUACAGUGAAGAUUCAACUCAUUCAUUGCCUUUUAUAACUUGAUAGUUGCAGUAUAUUCUGAAAGCUGAAAGACACCAUGCUGAAUUUUGGAGUGCCUAUGUUUAGUACACACCCUGAGCCAAGUCACAUUUUGGUUAUUUUUAGUACAUGUAAUUUAAUGUAAAGAAAUUCUUGGUUCACUACACUUCAGUAUAUGAGACCCUAUCAGAAGCAGUAAUGGAAAUGCCACAUAGACCUGCCACCUAUUUUUUUCAUACAGUAUCUGUCAUCCCCUCACCAUCUAUUGAAUUAGUAAUUUCUUUUUCUUUGGCUUUCUUGAAUUUACCUAAUAAUGUUGAAAAGACCCCUUUUGUACUACUGAUGAGAUUUCAAUUUUUAUUUCAAUUUGUUUUUUAAAAUGUUCACUUUUCCCUACAGUAUAUACUUGUUUUUCUCCAACCCCUACUCCAUUUCAACUAUUUUCCGGUUAGUAACUAGUGGUUUCAUUUCUUAUCUAAAGUAAGAACACUGAAACAAUAUACAGGUGAGAGGAAACAGCAGAUAAAACUUUAGACCUUUAGCCUGUUAGAUCAAGAAUCAGUUUUGGUUGUGGUGAUACACAUGCACAAUCCCUGUACUCAGGAGGCUGAGGUACAGGCAUGCCUGUGAGGUCAAGGCAAGCAUGGGCUACACAGUGAAUUCCAAGCUAACCAAGCCCUGUUUCAAACAAACAAAAAAGAAAUCAAAUGUGUAGCUAACAUCAGGACUUAGCUUUCUUGUGCUUUCAGUGAAAUCAAGUCUGCUAAUGAAUUCACCAAACCAGUGCAUCCAACAUUAAGGUGGUUAUCUGUAUUUUAGGACUUCUUUAAGUGGACAGAAAGAACAUUUUAAAAAGACUUAGUUUUAUCUUCUAAGAAAAACUUAGAAAAUGAUUGUAUUACAUAACUUAUUCUUUAUAAUACUCUACAAUAGAUGAUUCUCUUGCUUUAAUAUCUAGCAAAUGAGAUAAUGAACAAUUUUGUUGUAUGGUUUGAAUAGUUAGGGAUGCGUCUGCGUGUGUGCACUGUGUGUGUGUGUUGAAAUUUUAUAAGGUAUCCCUGUUUCUUUUGUUUACCUAUAUACCAUGCAACCAAAUGCACAUUAGAUUUCAAGAAAUAGUGAUCAAAACUGGAAGCCCAGACAGCAGCUCUGUGGCCUGCUUCCAAUGACCAAGCAUAAAAUUCUGUCUAGUCUUUGUGCUGAGGGCCACAAUGAGCAUUCUUUCUUUCUUAUGGUGACUUAUAUGUAAUACAUGCAAGGCACUUUAUGUUACCUAUUUCCUUAACUUUCAAAUUCUGCAAACAUGAGGAUCCCCAUAUGGACUAUACCUCAACAAGUGAUCCUGAUCUCACAUUGUAAGAAAAGUAGAUGUUUAUAGAAUUUAAGUGACUAGCCAGCUGUCCUGUGUAUUAUUCUCAAUUUCCUCUUAAAACAAAUAAAAACUUACAUCUUGAGCUUACCUCCAAUAAAACAUGCUACCUGCUAUAAAACUGUCUCCAUCAAUGUAUUUCCCUCAUUUUGCCCUUAUCUCUGGUUUAUCAUUAACUGUAUUUGAAAAGUUUAAGAAAAAUGAAUCAUUGAGAAGAAAAUUAAUUACUUUUUAUUGGCAACUGAUUAACAUAAGAUUAUUUUCACUAAACUACAACUUUGAAUAACUAUAUUGCAUAUGGAAAAAGAUAUUAAAAACUGGUUUUUGAGAAUAUAAAUGCAUCAAAAGACUAAUGUCAUGAAAUCACAAGAAUAAAAAGCUGGAGAUGAUCCCAGAAUCCAAGAUGUCCCAAUGGCCUUCUAUAUUAAUUUUGCUGUUCUUGAAAUUUUGCAUAAUGCAUGGAUUCUUAGUUCAAAUUAGGGGAAAGAUUUUUAUUAGCCGCAUUCUUUUCUUUCCAACUCCUGCUUAUGCCUUACUGAGGAGAUAGUACAAACUUUAUGCUGUCUGUUUUUAUGAGACAUGGUUUUCCCCAGCAUCUACAAUGAAAACAGGUUAGAAUAAAGGAGUUGAUUAGUCUGGAAGUGCUAAUUGACUAUAAAAGCAACAUUAGCCAUCAAUCUCUUCCUCUAUAAACAUUGGCCAGUUAGUUGUUUCCAUAAUGCCAUGUAUUAUGUAUAGUACACUCUAUUAAUGUAAAUGUGAUGCUUGUUAAGAAAGUGCAAUUCAUUGUACAUUGUCUCAAUAAAUGUUUACUUUUAUAAUCGUUAUGAACUUGAAUUGGAUUGGUAUCUUGUGUAGAUGUGUGAAUGAAACCUUGUGAAAAAACAAAUGUGACCAAGAAGGUAACAAGGUGGCUGUUUUUGUGAGCCAGUGAUGUUUUCAAUGCUUCGUGUUGCCCCUUUGGUCCCAUUAAACAG
Messenger RNA from Chionomys nivalis (European snow vole), 8444 nucleotides. RefSeq names its product RAB GTPase activating protein 1 like (gene Rabgap1l). The transcript is spliced from 26 exons. NCBI's taxonomy places the organism in Eukaryota, Metazoa, Chordata, Mammalia, Rodentia, Cricetidae. Bases 232 to 3387 code for a protein of 1051 amino acids. The record is from RefSeq and is a predicted model, not a curated record.